Bombyx mandarina (wild silkworm) is the source of this 2133-nucleotide messenger RNA. RefSeq lists its product as uncharacterized. Lineage: Eukaryota; Metazoa; Arthropoda; Insecta; Lepidoptera; Bombycidae. The record is from RefSeq and is a predicted model, not a curated record.
AUGAUCAAAGUAAUGUUUUGCAAUAGCGUACGGAGCAAAAUCGCCAGCGGCAAAGAACACGGCAAAGGACGGCAGUACUUGCCUCGAGGAUACGGCGUAUUUCGUUUGAACUGGGACAGUGAGCUAGCAACAUUCGCACAAGUGUUAGCAAAUCAAUGUGUUUUAAGACACGACCUAUGCAGAGCCACAAAAAGAUUUCCGGACCCCGGCCAAACAGCAGGCCUGGUGCGAUUCUCGUUUCCAGACUGGUACUUGAUCAACAAACAGGAACUCUUCAAAACGCCGGACUUGAAUCCAGAUAAAUUGCUGUACGCCGCGAUCAAGGUCCUCAAAUCAUGGUACAACCAGAAGAGCUCGGUCACCGCGGACAUGAUCCUCUCUUAUCCCGAUUGGACAAAGGACCCAAAAGAUCAAGGUGGAAGAUUAUAUAUGGAGAUGAUCCAAGGUCCAGCUACUCACAUGGGCUGUGGCGUCUCAGCUUACACAGAAUACGCACAUUACGACUCAAACCCGAAUCUUAUUUAUAAUUCAGUAGAAAUAAUCUGCAAUUAUUCGGCGAAACCACGUAAGGGACUACCGGUUUACAACACCACUCCACCAGAGAAUCCUGCUUACAAUGGCGCCUGCGGUUGCCCUGAUGGCAGCAUUGAAGAUGACGACUGUCUUUGCAACCUUUCUGAGAAAGAUAAAGAAGCUAUACGCACGUGUGCCGACCCCGAUUCGAACUGUGAACCAACAGUCGUGCUACUACCGAUAUUCAGCAUUGAAGAUGCGCCCCCCGAAAAGCUAUUCACGCAAAGGGUAGUUGCAAACAAUAUCACUUUAAGACAAAGAGAUUCAGUUGAGUUAUUCAACAGCUUAGAGAACACAGAGGAGUCUUUGAUUAGUUUGAGUAACCGAGAGAGACAUCUACAUAGAACAAAAUUGAAAAGCUCACUCCAACGUAAGCCAAUCAGAAAGGCCGUUGUUAAAAAUCGGUACUUCAAUUCGAAAAGCAUCACAAAGGGCCAGUUUAAAAAAGGCGUUGCUUUGACCCACAAAAGGAAGCAAAGCAUAUUCGCUAAACAAGCCAAGUUUCAACUACCAACGAUAAAAAAUAAGAUUACUCAAGCCAAGUCUAAAAUAACGGACGUCAUACCUCGUAAAGAUUUCACACGAGCACAAAAGCUCGUUAAAAGCUACAUAAGCGAGAAACAUCGUUCCUAUUACGGCACUACAGAAAAUAAACACAAAAACAUUGUUGAUCAGAAUGAUAUAAACCAUAAAGAGCCUACAGAAGCCGUUUUAAAAUCAGUCGAAGAAAGAGUUAUGGAUUACAAUAAACAUUUCGGUUCCGAUACUGAUAGCUUACAAGGUAAUAAAAGUCCAAAAAUAAUUACUGAAGAUUCAGACAAUAAGCUGAUGGUGAUGCUAGAUAAUUUGGAAAGAGCGGUGAGGAACAUAGAACUAGAUGGAAAAGAAAAAGAAUUAUUCGAUGCCAAAAUAAGAAAAAUAUACGGCACUGUUGUUGGUAAAGAUGUUACUAAUGUUGUACAACGUAAAGAUGUAACUGAUUACGAUUUCAACCAAAAGAUUGAUGCUGAAGUGGAAGGAAAGGGUCCUCCUGCAGAACUGGAAUACAGACGUAAACAAGAUUACGGAGUUUCUAAAAUUGAUGUCAAAGACAACAAACAUGACUACGAUCGAAAAUUAAAUCCAAGGAAACAAAGUUCAUUUGCUAAUUAUCACAGAGAAAAUAUCAACGAUUUUACUACAAAGGAUGAUUAUUAUGAUUUUUUUUAUGCCAAGUACAAAGCCGGCGCUCUUACACCGAGACACACCUCGAGAAACCACGAAGAUAAGAGCAUUUACAGAAAAGAUAAUUUGAGAUUUACAAAUGCGAUGAGUGAAAGAAAAGUUAAAAGAUUAGAAGACGGUCGUUAUAACGAUCCAUUAAGCGUGGACAGGAGAAGGUUUUAUCAAGAGAAAUUAGAGAAAAUGGAGAAAAAAUUACGUGAAACUAAAAGCUAUAAACGUAGAAAUGAGGGCAAGCUGUCGCUGCGACCGACCGAGGAUCUGUCAAGGGGGAGUCGAUCUAAAAGCCAAAUCAAUCCGUUCUACAUGCACGACGGAGCAAGAUACCUUCACUACUGA